Messenger RNA from Patiria miniata (bat star), 2930 nucleotides. RefSeq names its product protein FAM241B-like. The transcript is spliced from 3 exons. Bases 316 to 789 code for a protein of 157 amino acids. Lineage: Eukaryota; Metazoa; Echinodermata; Asteroidea; Valvatida; Asterinidae. Gene Ontology annotation, cellular component: intracellular membrane-bounded organelle. The record is from RefSeq and is a predicted model, not a curated record.
UCGGUAUCAUGUCGUGUAUGUGGAAAUAAGUCGGGCUAAAUCAUUUGCUAGUCAACUCGCCUUCCGUCCAAGCCACGAGUUUUUAUGCGUCCCUGUGUAUACGUGCGCAUGUGCCGAGGGAGUGGAAGUGCCCGCACAAGAGCAGAAAAAUGGACUGGUUCAAGUUGUUAGGAAUAUCUACAAAUGAAGCUGACAGUCAUGACAGUGACAACCGAGGAUACAUGUACCAUCCGAUGAAGCAUCUGGACUUGAGAUUGAGGCUACAUUGAAGAAAUCCUGAACUUGUAUCCGACAGUAAACCUUCUGGAUAUCAUCAUGGUCAGGAUUCUAGCCAACGGCGACAUUGUCCAAGAUGACGACCCACGAGUCCAACAGUCAUCACAUUCUGGCAACGCACCAACCAACAGAGGCUCUCGAAUGGGUUACAUCCAACAGAACACGGAGCCCCAUCAGUACGGCCACGAUGGUCAAGGCGCUGGAGGACACGAAGUUCAGAACGUCUCGAUAUUCCAAACACUCAACCAACGUCUCCUGGAUUUGGGCAUUCCGUGCUUCAACAUCGGACCUUAUACCAUCCAGCCUAUCGUCACCGUAGCCUUCAUUCUUGCAAUGCUUAUCUUUGGACUCCCUGGCUUACUGUUCGCCGGGCUCCUGUUUGGGGUUGUGAUGCUCAGCGGUGGGGGAGGAGGCGGCGAUGACGGUGGCACAGGGGGUGGCGGAGGGCAGAGCACUGGGCGUGGGGAUGGACAGCGGAGGCACAGAGGUGGACGGGUGCUCCGACACAGAUGAUUCGAUGGAAUUCAAAUCAUUCAUUCAUCGACUCUUUGCUGCAUUUAGUAAUACUGCCCUCAAGUGUUUAUGUACCCUGAGACAGCAAAUGUCUGGUGGAACGAUUUUAUCAAUGUGACUUCACAGGGCCAGUGUACAUGUGUAAACAAAAAUAAUUUUAAUCAUCUGUAUUAUAUUUUUGUUUGUUUUCAACUCUUUGAAUUAAAGCGAAGUCGAAUAAUCUUUAUAACAUUCAAUCAAAUUUCUUUAAAAUGUAUGGAUCACCAUCACGUUUUGAUAAUGUAUUUUUGGCAAGACCAGAUUCAGUGACCAAUGAAAUCCAAAUUCAAAUCUACAUAUUUAAGUCUCGGUAACUAUUGAGAAUUUUUAGCAAGACAUUUUUAAUAUACGGUAAAUUUGAGGAGAUAUUUGCAAUAUUGUAAUAACGUCUUCUUUAAAAUAUAAUACAUUGUAAAUUUUUUUGGGAUGUUAUUGGGAACAUUGCCUAAUUGUGAUGUACAAUGUAGUGUACAUGUAUGUAAGGCCAAAAAAAGAAGGUGGGCUUACGGUAAAGCUGUAAUAUUUUAGGUUUAGUUUGUAACUUUUUCUUUUGUCUUUUAUGCUUUUUGUUUUUUCUCUUUAGGACACCAUUAACGGUGUUCCAUUUUGUUCACCUGUUUUAUUGUUUAAUUAACCAAUAAUACAACUAAGUUGCAUAUAUGGAAGACUUUUUCUAAGAUAAAUAAAUAAAGCCAAAUAUUUUGGUCAGCAUAGCCAAAACAGUUGGAGGUCGGCAAUUUGGCCCUAAAAAAAUCCAGAUAUGUCAGGUUACUGUAAACACAUGGUUUUUUUUCGACAAGCUUAAGUUAAACUACAUGUUAUAACAUUUGGAUAAUCUUUUCAUGUGGAAUAUCUUUGACAAGUGAAGUAGGCUAAGUGGCUUGGCAUGAUGCUCAGUAGAACUAAUUGGCCUUUGCAAGGCAGAGUUGAAAGAGAGGCUCUACUAGCAGACUUUGAUAAGGCCAAGAAACAAAAUAAUGUUUCCUAUUACCCCACCCAACCUAGAAAAUUAUGCAGAACCUAAAUCUUUAUUCUACAUUUUGUAUAAAAUCUAUAUAUAACAACUUAAGACGCUGCCCCCACCCUAGCCUAGUUUUUGCGGAUUUCAUUUCUUUGAAACUGUUGUCAGCAGUGCGGUUUUGUCGCGCCAUUCAGCGAAGCCUAUUAACAAAAGCGCAGAAAAAAUGCAGAAUGAACACUUGAUUAAAAAAACAAAUCAAAAGAAAUGUGCCAUUAUCCCAACGUAUUUUUCUGGCUAUAAAAAGUUACGACAAAAAAAAAAUGACCAACACCCCCCUUACUUCACUAUUGUUCAAUGUAAUAGGAAACACAACAUUUUUUUUUCUUGCCCUGACUUGAAUGGGUUUUUACAUAAAUUCAUAAUAUAGCAAGGGCGGAUCCAAAACCAAAUUUUUAGGGGGGGGGGGGGUCGAGUAUUUUUUUUCCUCAAAAAGGGGAAGGUGAUUAAGUAUAUAGUGUGCACAUUUCCACAUUGUAAUAUUAAUACUAAAAUGUAAUUUGAAGCUGAUGGUUCGGGAGGGAGAUACGCAAGGUUUUAAUUUAUUUCCUGACAAUUUAUGACAAAAAUGUGUCUUCAUUUCUCAGAUUAACACCCCCCCCCAUACGCCAAUUAAUGUAGAAGAAGCAUGUAAUGGCCAAAUCUACUACCUUUUACUAUAUUAUUUACUUUUAAAGUAAUUUUACAAAUAACUUGUGAAUUUACAAAGUGAUUAUACUGAUUUGGCCAAAUCUAACCAUCUACAACAAACAAAGGUGCCAUAUAAUGGGUCUCAUAUUUUCAUAUACUUUAUUUAAUAGACAUAAAUAGCGCCUUGAAUACGCAACUGUUAUUAGAAACGUGCACUAUAUAAUACUCUGGUAUUAUUAUUAUUAUAAAUUUGUUAAAAAAUAUAUUUACUGAAUAGUAGAAAAGCAAAGGGACUUCAAAAAUGAAGCAAAAAAAUCCAGUAUUUGGGACGUUUCACAUUUGUUCUCAGAUAAAGACUUUUGAUUUUACUGUACUAACCAAAAAGAAACUUACUGACGUGUCAAUUUUACCCUGUGAAAUAUUGGCUGGAAUUAAAUAAAUGAUAAAAACAGCA